GUUUCGUUUAUGAGAAAUGAAGUGACAGUACAUAUUGCACAGUUGAACAGUUUUCAGUCAUACACCUUGAGAGAAAGAGGAGACGACACAAAUGCGAAAUGGACAGGACUUACUGGAUCUCGGUAUAUCUAAUACUAGGGCAUGGUAUUUGUGUUGGCUCUUCUCCCCACUCGUCGGUGAUCUACACCUCCUCAAAAGUGGGUCUCCCAGCUGUCCUGCCGUGCACUGUGACAUCGCGCCUGGAGUCCUCUUACACACCUCACAUUCAAUGGCAGACCAUUCAUGAUUCAGUGUUUGAGCGAAUGGGAGAGAAGCUGUUUCAGGGGGAGGAUUAUAAGGGCCGUGUGGAUAUCCCAGAGGAGAUGCUUGUGAGGGGAAACUGCUCUCUGUUCCUGCAGGAUGUCCAGUUCAGUGAUGCAGGCAUUUACGAGAGUUACCUGGUGGUCGAUGAAUCAAGUAUCAAGAGUCGAAUUUUUAUUCAGAGUGUCCAACUUGCAGUUAUUGAUCACAAGAGCAUCAAGUCUGUGGAAACUGGGGGAGAGCUGAUCCUGGACCUGUUCACACAUCAAGCCAAACAAGUAAUUUUUCAGAACAGUAAUGACACCAGUUGGACAGUCCUGUGGAAAAGAGGCAAAGUCACAAACAGGAAACAUCAUCUGACAGAGAGAGAUGACAGGUUGCUCCUCAGGAGGGUUACGGCCAGCAGUGCCGGCACAUAUAAAGUUUUAGACUCACAGGGAUUGGCCCUCAGCACAGUGAAGGUCUCAGUCAGAGAACCGAUGCCAUCUAGAGAAGGAAGUUUCCAGAAAAAUCAUAGUCCAUUAGGUGAAGCUACAAUGAAUAUGCCUCCCCUAAUGCUCAUGAUUUUUUUCCUCACUUUUCAUUCAGUGCUUCUAUUAAUUUGAGAGAAAAAUUGGUGUUAGCAAUUCUUCUGCUUUUAACAUUCGUAGUAUGUUAUCUGUUGUGUGAAUAACUGUAGUCUAUAGUACAUGUACUGUAAAUACCUAACACUUGUGUGUUCAAACCACCUUUACUGCACACAAAAUUGUUAAAAUAAUGUAAAAUAAAUAAAUAACAUAUAAUGAAUAUAUAACCAAUAAAUACAAUAAAUAAGAAUG
Myxocyprinus asiaticus (Chinese sucker) is the source of this 1118-nucleotide messenger RNA. RefSeq lists its product as uncharacterized. Lineage: Eukaryota; Metazoa; Chordata; Actinopteri; Cypriniformes; Catostomidae. Gene Ontology annotation, cellular component: external side of plasma membrane. The transcript has 6 exons. Gene Ontology annotation, biological process: positive regulation of T cell proliferation; negative regulation of T cell proliferation; cellular response to lipopolysaccharide. The coding region runs from base 99 to 905 and encodes 268 amino acids. The record is from RefSeq and is a predicted model, not a curated record.